Phyllopteryx taeniolatus (common seadragon) is the source of this 1847-nucleotide messenger RNA. It is a transcript of the gene gltpa, whose product is annotated as glycolipid transfer protein a. The transcript has 5 exons. Gene Ontology annotation, biological process: intermembrane lipid transfer; ceramide transport. The record is from RefSeq and is a predicted model, not a curated record. The coding region runs from base 754 to 1407 and encodes 217 amino acids. Gene Ontology annotation, molecular function: ceramide 1-phosphate transfer activity; ceramide 1-phosphate binding. NCBI's taxonomy places the organism in Eukaryota, Metazoa, Chordata, Actinopteri, Syngnathiformes, Syngnathidae. Gene Ontology annotation, cellular component: membrane; cytosol; cytoplasm.
GCUUUUUUUGGGGGUCACUUUAUAUCCAGAAAUGACAAGCAUUUUUCACCAAUUCCCUUAUUAACAGAGCAAUCACAUUUGGUUGUCCUAAUGUUCCAUCAUUUAUGAUUUCAAACUCGAUUUGUCGGUAAAAGAAUACAGUAACAAUGGAAUGCAUUUGGAAUUCCAUCCAUCCAUUUUCUAUACUGCUUAUUGUCAGUAGGUCAAUCGCAGGUGUGCUUGAGCUCUACUCUGCACCGGUUGUCAGCCAAUCGCAGCGCAGAGGCAACUGUGUAUAAUACGAUGAUGAGAUAUUGAGAUAUUGUAGGACCAUCAAGCCUUUACUACUGUAACGUGGGCCGCAAUGAAAACGGAGUUUGACGCCCUUGCUCUAAAUUGUCCUUCGACGUGAACGUGAGAGUCAAUCGUCGUGUUUGUGAUGCAGAUGAUCGGCCGGCAACAGCGACAGCUCCUCCACAAUGACGGCAAUUGCAGCAUAUUACAAAUUGGAAUCCAAGUGGUUAUGGUGACGAGCAUUCCACUCAAAUCUUUCACAUAGGAACACAAAAAAAAAACUUGCUUGAAUGGCAACUUCACAAGUGAUUAGUAAUUCCGAAUUGCCAAGCUAUAGCAGCAACGCUUGAACCUGGCUCAAAUGUGUCGAGUGUGCGCGCGCGCGUGCGCGUGCCACCCAGUCUCGCCUUGCGGAGGUCGCCGUAAGUCUAUCGGUCCGUUUCGGUCGCCUCUGAGCGAGUGUGCAGGCGAGAAGAAGCCAUGGCCCUGCUACUGGAGCACCAGUUCAGAGCACUGCCGGCUGACAGGCACGUGGAAACCAGAGCUUUUCUCGAGGCUGCGUCCUACCUUCCGCCGUUCUUUGACUGCCUCGGCCCGACCGUCUUCGCGCCCAUCAAGUCUGACAUAUUAGCCAAUAUUACAAUGCAUUUGUGGUCAAAUGUUCAGAAAAUCAAGGCAGUCUAUGACACCAACCCGGGACGCUUCAGGACCCUUCAACAGAUUUUGGAGGUUGAGAAGGAAAUGCAUGGAUCGCAAUGGCCCAAAGUCGGAGCCACGUUGGCACUCAUGUGGCUGAGAAGGGUCCUACGCUUUGUCCAAGUGUUCCUUCAAAGCCUGCUUGAUGGGGAGAAGGAUGAACACAACCCCAACCUCAUUCGAGUCAAUGUGACCAAAGCGUAUGAAUUGACAUUGAAGCCAUCUCAUAGUUGGUGGCUCCAACAGCUUUUCAAGGCGGCUCUAUUUGCGGCCCCUUACAGAUCGGACUUCCUGAAGGCGCUCUCCAAAGGCCGGGAAGUCAAGGAAGAGGAGUGUCUGGAGAAAGUCAAGAAAUUCCUGAUCAACUUCUCCGCCACCGUCGAUGUUCUUUACGAGCUGUAUCAUAAAACGAACGCUGAUCUUGACGACAGAGUCUGAGCGCGUUCAAACCGCUUGGCCUUCACUGAUGUGCUUUGUUGACACUCGACACCGUCUUCAUUCUUACAGAUGUACCGUCGGUGCACUUUGGCGUCUUUUUGCCGAUGCUUUCACUGCACAUAGUUGACGCGAUGGUAGACUCGCAACGCUAUUGUUAUCCACAUCCACUGAAUUGAAUAAAUGAUUAUUGCAAAAUCUCACCGGUUGUGUGAAUGUUCGCCCAGUCGACGCUCAUACAAUAUCAAAUGUCUACGGUAAAAACGAGUUAAUAAGGACUCUAAUGUGUGCUUUAGUGUUCCAAACAGCCUGCAAAUGAACAUUUUGCACUCUUUCAAAAUGUUCGGGUAAAUCCCCAACGCAUCAAAUUGCUCCCUCUGUGUGAAUUCGAAUUGCUUGUAGCAUACCCAGUGUGUAAACGCAUGUUAAAUGUUUGCAUCACU